This is a messenger RNA of Capsicum annuum, 3746 nucleotides long. RefSeq names its product putative disease resistance RPP13-like protein 1. The record is from RefSeq and is a predicted model, not a curated record. Gene Ontology annotation, molecular function: ADP binding; protein binding. NCBI's taxonomy places the organism in Eukaryota, Viridiplantae, Streptophyta, Magnoliopsida, Solanales, Solanaceae. Gene Ontology annotation, biological process: defense response to other organism.
GUGGGCAAGACAACACUUGCUAAAAUUGUUUACAACGAUAAGAAGGUGAAAGAUCAUUUUGACUUGAAAGCUUGGUUUUGUGUUUCGGAGGCAUAUGAUUCUUUCAGAAUAACAAAAGGAUUACUUCAAGAAAUUGGAUCAUUCGACUUAAAGGAUGACAACAAUCUGAAUCAGCUACAGGUAAAAUUGAAGGAAAGCCUAAAGGGAAAAAGAUUUCUUGUUGUCCUUGAUGACUUGUGGAAUGAUGACUCUGAUGAGUGGGAUGACUUGAAAAAUCUUUUUGUACAAGGAGCUAUGGGAAGUAAGAUCCUUGUGACGACACGUAAGGAGGAUGUUGCCUUGAUGAUGGGUAAUGGGGCAAUCAAUGUGGAGACUCUGUCUGAUGAAGUCUCUUGGGAUCUAUUCAAACAGCAUUCAUUAAAAAACAGGGAUCCGGAGGAACAUCCAGAACUUGAAGAGGUUGGAAAGCAAAUUGCAGACAAGUGCAAAGGAUUGCCUUUAGCUCUAAAGGCACUUGCUGGUAUUUUAUGCCGCAAAUCAGAGGUGUACGAGUGGAAAAACGUCUUAAGAAGUGAAAUAUGGGAGCUUCCAAGGCGUAAGAAUGGUAUAUUACCAGAGUUGAUGUUGAGCUACAAUGAUCUUCCUGCACAUUUGAAACGAUGUUUUGCUUUUUGUGCAAUAUAUCCCAAAGAUUAUCAAUUUUGCAAAGAGCAAGUUAUUCACCUGUGGAUUGCUAAUGGUCUGGUACAACAGUUGCAUUCUGGUAACCAAUACUUUAAUGAGUUGAGAUCAAGAUCAUUGUUCGAAAGGGUCCCAGAGUCUUCUGAAAGAUACGGUGGGAAAUUCUUAAUGCAUGAUCUUGUCAAUGAUUUGGCCCAAAUUGCAUCUUCAAAACUUUGUGUCAGGUUGGAAGAGUGCCAAGGAUCUCAUAUAUUGGAACAAAGUCGGCACACGUCGUAUUCAAUGGGCAGAGAUGGUGACUUUGAGAAAUUGAAACCGCUCUCUAAGUCAGAGCAGCUGAGGACAUUGCUUCCAAUCUCUAUCCAGUUCCUUUACCGCCCUAAACUAAGCAAGAGGGUGCUGCAUAACAUAUUGCCAAGACUAACUUACUUAAGGGCAUUAUCAUUGUCAUGUUAUGCGAUUGUGGAGCUUCCAAAAGAUUUGUUUAUCAAAUUUAAGCUCCUGAGAUUUUUGGACCUUUCUCGGACAGAGAUUACAAAAUUGCCCGAUUCUAUCUGUGCGUUGUAUAACUUGGAGACACUUCUCCUGUCAUCUUGUGAUGAUCUUGAGGAGCUACCGCUGCAGAUGGAGAAGUUGAUCAACUUGCGGCACCUUGACAUCAGCAACACUUCUCGCUUGAAGAUGCCGCUACAUCUGAGCAAGUUGAAAAGCCUCCAAGUGCUAGUGGGAGCCAAGUUUCUACUAGGUGGCCCCUGUGGUUGGAGAAUGGAAGAUUUGGGUGAAGCACAUUACAUGUAUGGAUCUCUAUCAAUUUUAGAAUUGCAAAAUGUGGUUGAUAGAAGGGAAGCUCAGAAGGCGAAGAUGAGGGAUAAGAAGAAGAAUCAUGUUGAGAAGUUAUCGUUGGAGUGGAGUGGAAGUGAUGCGGACAAUUCACAAACCGAAAGAGACAUACUUGAUGAGCUACGUCCACACACAAAAAUAAAAGAAGUCGAAAUCUCCGGAUAUAGAGGGACACGAUUUCCAAAUUGGCUAGCUGAUGAUUCGUUUCUUAAGCUGCUAGUACAAUUGUCUCUUAGCAACUGCAAGGACUGUUUUUCCUUGCCAGCGCUAGGACAACUUCCUUGUUUGAAAUUCCUUUCCAUUAGAAAGAUGCAUCGAAUAACAGAGGUGACGGAAGAAUUCUAUGGUAGUCCGUCCUCUGAAAAGCCUUUUAACUCUCUUGAGAAGCUUGAAUUUGCAGAGAUGCCUGAGUGGAAGCAGUGGCACGUACUAGGGAACGGAGAGUUUCCUGCACUUCGGGACCUUUCAAUUGAAGAUUGCCCCAAGUUGGUUGGAAAUUUCCUCAAGAAUCUUUGUUCUCUGACGAAAUUGAGAAUCUCAAUAUGUCCUGAACUCAAUUUGGAGACACCCAUCCAACUUUCAAGUCUAAAAUGGUUUGAAGUUUCUGGUUCUUCUAAGGCUGGAUUUAUUUUUGAUGAAGCUGAACUGUUCACCUUAAAUAUUUUGAAUUGCAACUCUCUUACCUCCUUGCCUACUAGCACUCUGCCGAGUACGUUGAAGACAAUAUGGAUAUGUCGUUGCCGGAAAUUGAAAUUGGAGGCACCAGAUAGUAGUAGGAUGAUUUCUGACAUGUUUCUGGAGGAAUUGAGACUGGAGGAAUGUGAUUCUAUAUCAUCACCUGAGUUGGUCCCAAGAGCACGCACUUUGACUGUGAAGAGGUGCCAAAACCUUACUAGGUUUUUGAUUCCUAAUGGGACUGAAAGACUCGAUAUUUGGGGUUGUGAGAAUCUUGAAAUAUUUUCGGUGGUAUGUGGGACCCAGAUGACGUUUUUGAAUAUCCACUCUUGCGCAAAGCUGAAGCGGCUGCCAGAAUGUAUGCAGGAACUCCUUCCAUCUCUUAAGGAACUGCAUCUGGGGAAUUGUCCAGAAAUAGAGUCCUUUCCUGAUGGAGGAUUGCCCUUCAAUUUACAACUCCUCGUGAUCAACUAUUGCGAGAAACUGGUGAACGGUCGAAAGGAGUGGCGUCUACAUAGACUCCAUUCUCUCAGAGAGUUGUUCAUCAACCACGAUGGCAGUGACGAAGAGAUUGUUGGUGGUGAGAAUUGGGAGUUGCCUUGCUCUAUUCAAAGGCUUGUCAUAGUCAAUCUGAAAACAUUAAGCAGCCAACUUCUCAAAAGCCUCACCUCUCUUGAAUCUCUAGAUAUUCGUAAAUUACCUCAAAUUCAGUCACUGCUGGAACAAGGGCUUCCCUCCUCUUUUUCUAAGCUAUAUUUAUACAGCCAUGAUGAGCUCCAUUCACUACAAGGUCUUCAGCACCUCAAUUCGGUUCAAAGUCUAUUGAUCUGGAAUUGCCCUAAUCUCCAAUCUCUUGCAGAAUCAGCGCUGCCCUCCUCCCUCUCUAAGUUGACCAUCAGGGAUUGCCCUAAUCUCCAAUCCCUUCCCAAAUCAGCAUUUCCCUCCUUCCUCUCUGAGCUGACCAUUGAGAAUUGCCCUAAUCUCCAAUCCCUUCCAGUAAAAGGGAUGCCCUCUUCCCUCUCUAUACUAUCUAUUUACAAAUGCCCAUUUCUCGAACCACUCCUAGAAUUUGACAAGGGGGAGUACUGGCCAGAAAUUGCUCAUAUUCCUAAAAUAUAUAUUGGUCGCACUAUGUUUGACUGUGAAUGCCUGUGAUGGUUAUAAAAACGAAGCUCCCACAGAUGAGUUCAAUCAAUUUGCAGAACCACUAAGAAAUGCACAAAUGCUUGAAGAAUGAAAUCUCUAUUUCACAAUCAGGAGUUGUUCAACCUCUGAUCUGCAUAUAUAUCAUUUUUGUAAUCUCCAAUAGCUUCCAGAAUCAUCAGAUUGUCCUCUUCCAUGUCUGAACUAUAUAUUUCCAACAGCCUGUCACUUGAACCACGUCUAGAAUUGUGAGAAAGGGGGUUUUUUGUCAUAAAUUGCUUAUAGCUCCUACAUUGAGAUUGAUCGGGAAUACCUGUACUGUUUAAAACGAGUGCUGCACUGAUAAAUCGUGUAGCAUCUAUUGUCACUGUGAAGCUGAGGAAGCAUCUUGAGAUCAGCAUGAUAAA